This is a messenger RNA of Paramecium pentaurelia, 1912 nucleotides long. The record is from the annotation of a GenBank genome assembly. NCBI's taxonomy places the organism in Eukaryota, Ciliophora, Oligohymenophorea, Peniculida, Parameciidae.
AUGGAUAUAUAAUCCUUCAUCCAAACAUCGAAUUUGGAUACUAAGUCUCUAAUAACUGGUGGAAUAUUCAUUGUAUUUACAACCAUUUUAGGAGGAAUAGCCUUGUUAUAAACAUAUUGUGAACAUAGACAUUACAAUCUAUUAAGAGAGGCUUCAGUUGCUAUUUUAGUAGGAUUAUUAAUUGGUGUCAUUACUGAAUUUUAAGUUGUAUAGAAUGUUAACUAUGAUAAUUCAUCUGAAAUAUUCUUUUUUAUUUUGCUUCCUAUAAUAGUUUUUAAAGAAGGUUACAAUUUAAAUAAGCAACACUUUAUGAAGAACUUCUUUUAUGUAGUAAUGUAUGGUAUUUUUGGAACUAUUUUCAAUUUUAUCGUUUUGGCUGCAUUAAAUUAUUCAAUUACUAAUACAAGUAAAUUUUGAAUUAAUAUUAGAUAUAUUUUGGAUACCUCCAUAAAUUGAUAGUUAAAACAAUAAUCCUGGUAAUUCUAGGUAUGCAUCAAUAUUUUACUCAGCUUGUAUAUCUUCAAAAGAUAGUGCUGUUUCUUUAAGUGUUUUGGAAUUUGAACAUGCACCUAAAUUACAUAGCAUUAUUUUUGGUGAAUAAAUCUUAAAUGAUGUUGUAGUAUUUGCAUUAAGUAAAACUGUAGAAAAGUUUCAUAAUUAAAGUGAAGCAAAAAAUGAUUGGGAAUGGUAUAGUGUAUUCAUUUUUAUUGGUUGGAUUCUUGCAAAUUUAAUUGUUGGUUUAAUUGUAGGUGUAUUAGUAGGUAGUAUAGCAACAUGGAUAACAAAAGAAUCUCGAUUUCUAUCUGAGCAUUCGUCUGUUGUUACUGCAUUCACUAUAUAUAUAGCAUAUUUCUCAUUUUGUGUAUGUGAAUCAUUAGGAUUUUGUGGAGUAUUAGCAGUUUUACUGUGUGGUAUUAUGUUAUCACAUUAUUAAACUUACAAUUUACCUAAAAUAUCUGCUACUUCUUCUAAAAUUACAAUCAAAGCACUUGCUUAUAUAAGUGAAACAAUUAUCUAUUUUUAUAUUGGAUAUAUGGUAACAGAAAAUGCAAUUGUAAAAGAAUAAAAUGAUACUAAUUUAAAAUCUCAAGCCUAUACAUUUCUUCUUGUUCAAUAUUUUGUUUUCUCUCCAUUAGCUAAAUUAUCAUCUAUGCUAUUAGCACAUGGUUUAGCUAUCAUGUAAAAUUUUAACUUAUUAUUUUAUAGUUUACGUAUGAAAACUAAAGGACCAUGGAGAAUCAAUAAAUAUGAAUUUUUUCUUCUUUUUUAUUCUGGUCUUAUUAAAGGAGUGGUUGCUUAUGCUUUGAUUUGUGAAUAAAUAGUUGGAGGUAAAGAUUAUUAUAAAAUUAUCUAAACUACUUCUUUGUAUAUGGUAGUUUUUACUACUUUAAUUAAUGGAGGAACAUUGAAAUAUAUAUGUGAAUGGGCUUAUAAAUAAAUGGAAAAAGAUAUUUCAGGUUCUUAAUCAAGAACUUAAUCAGCUCAAUCAUAAGCAAUAAGAUAAACAUUUAUAUAAGAAGAUUUAGCAGCAUAUAAAUAACUCAAACAUAAAAGUGAGAAAUUCUUCAAAAAUUUUGAUGAAACAUAUAUUAAACCAUUCCUGAUUUAUAAAUAUAAAGAAAGAAAGGUUGAUAUUAUUCUAGCAAAGAAAAUGGAAAAAAACAAAACUAGAUAUGAAAAAGAACAGGAUUUUAAGAUGUAUGAUGAUAGUAUCAGAUAAUAGAGAGAAGAAUUGGAAUUGCAUAAAAAAAAAAGAAAUGAAUUAACAUAAAUAGAUUAUAAUGAUUCUGAUUCAAAUGAAGAUGAAGAAUAAAACAAUCAUCAAAAUGAUAAUUAAUAUACAUCAUAUUCAGGUGAACUAUCUGAAAUCAAAUAAAGUAAAUAAUAAAAUGGAGAUAAUAAACAUGAUUGA